AUCCAUUUAUCGUCGUUCAUUCAUUGAUCAAGUUGGUGUCUUGUCUGUAUAGCGUGUGUUUUAUUCACUGCAUAGUUUCAUUUGUUAUAAAAAAAAAUAGAAUCUCUCCUAGUGUGCAUAAAUAAUAACAAAAAAAAAAUUGUUUUAUUUGUGAUUUUUGAUUUUCUAUUUUAUCUGUGAAGUAAAAUGUGAAAAGAAAAACUACAAAACCAUCAUGGUAAUGUUAAUAUACAAGCGGGUGUAGAAAAACAAAUCACACUCAUACAAUUUUACGUUGGAUAUUCUUUUCGACUGGGAUGUGUGUAGUUUUUUUUUCAAUUCGGAACUAAAAAUUCAGUGACUGUUCAGGCUAGAAUAUUCAACCAUAAUAUAAUGCUCAUUGCAUAGUGACACUGUAAGCGUAUUUUAUGUUCAAAAUGUGAAUUUUACGUGUGAGGUUUUGAACGGUGUAAAAGCACAUAGAACGUGUAAGCCAUUAAAAAAGCAAGUGACAACAAAUCAUAAAGUCAACCAUUUUUCCGAAGUGAGAUUUCGAUGUAAUAUGGAAUAGAAUGAUUUUCUUUCCAUAGUUAAUCAAUUGUUACAUUCGGUGAAACGUAGAGAAAAAUUAAAAUUAUACAAAUAUGUUCAUCCAUAUGUCGGAUUGAUCAAGAAGAAACAUGUAUUGUGGACCUUUUCAAGUUAACCGGUCGUUAUAAUAAUCGUACGGAUAUUUUCAAGAGCGGUUCUAACAUAGUUGUUACAACAAGCUACUUGCAGGUGCAUCAACUAUUGACUAUGCAGUUAUAAUAUUUGGAGUUAACUGAAAAAAGAAGUCAUUAAAUCAAAUGCAAACAUCAAAUAUAUUGACAGUCAGUUUGAGUUGUGAAGUGCAGUUUUGAAUGAAACACUAAAUGAUAAGAAGUGACUAAAUUGAAAUAGUGCAACAUUUGAUAUUUUUUGAAAGCGACAAAGUUUACUAUAUUUUCAAAGUGGAAAAUCGACACAUCAUUAUUUUAAACAAAAUGAGCUCAAUUUGGAUUAACCUAUCAACGCCAUUUAUCAUAUUAGUUGCACUGAUCUUCACGUUGCAUUCGCAAAAUGGAGUACUUGCUACAGAACAGAAAAAUUCAACUGAUGUGAAACCUGAAACGCCAUUGUGGCAAAUAAGCUCAACACAAACACCAGUGGUUCCAACAUCUUCAUCGAUUGAAACAUCUACAUUACUUGGACCAACCCCUACAUCGCAAGGAAUACAAACUCCAUCCUCAUCAGUGUCAUCAACUUCAGUUAGUCAACCGCACAAUACAGCAAGAGAUGAAAUUUAUAUUGACGACGAAGGACUUGAAGGAUCUGGUGGCCGUGGUGAAAUUCAUGACGAUUUAGAGAAAGAACCGGAAUAUUCUGGCUCUGGAUUUGGACCAGACGAUGAAGAUUCGUCUUCAUCAACACCACAUCGCAAGAAAGUCAACGGAGGAUACAAAUCAACAAACGCAGGAAACGGAGGAUAUAAAGCAACAAACAGUAAGAAUAAAGAACCAAUACCGGAUAAUAGAAAUAGCAAACAGCCCGAAAAGCACCUUCAUUUCCCUACUGAAACGAAUGAAGAUCACCUGGACACGGGGUCGGGUGAUAAACAUAUCGAUAAUGAUAAUGAUGAUGGUGAUGACGAAGACGAUGGUGAUGAUUCGGAUGAGGAGGAUGUGCGUGAACCAAUUGUGCCGACGGAGGAAGAAGAAGGUGGUAAUAAGCCCGGAUACGGUGGUGUUAUACCAAGCGGUAACACCAAUACGAAUAUCGACGAAGAUGACAAUGAGGAUCGUGAUGAUGAUCUAACAACAGUAGUCAAAUCAAAAGAUAUCGAGAAUACCGACGACGAUAUAUCAAACGAAAAACCACCUAUUGAAGACAUAGACAGUGAUUUAACUGAGGGCAGCGAAAUCGAACCGGGUAAAACAGGCAAAAGUGAUAUUGCCACCACUAAGCCAAUACCAGGCAUUGACACUCCAACUGGUAACGAAGUAUUUAUCAUGGAUAAUCGAGGCGAGGAUCGAACAGCCAGUUUCUUUGCGCAACCAGGCAUUCUAGCCGCUGUGAUCGGAGGAGCUGUUGUUGGACUGUUAUGUGCCAUUUUAGUUGUAAUGUUUAUCGUUUAUCGGAUGCGAAAAAAGGACGAGGGUAGCUAUGCAUUAGAUGAGCCAAAGCGAUCACCAGCUGUUAAUUCAUAUGCUAAAAAUGCAAAUAAUCGUGAAUUCUAUGCCUGAGACCAUUUCACAUUAAAUUCAGAUGAUGGUUUGUAAUAUGGACAUUUUUUCUGUUUUUCAUAAGAGGAAAAACGUUAUGAGAAUUAAAAUAAAGAAAAGAUCAUUUUUGUUAUCUAAAUACGCUAUUUUGUAAUAGCGUCAAUUAGAGCAUCUAAUCAAUAUCAUUAAAUCUCUUUAAACUAUAAAAAAUGAAAUGAAAUGAAAUCAAUUAUAUCCAUAUUCGCAUAGAUCGAUUUAUAAAACCAAAAAUAAACACACCCACACACACACAAAGCAAACGAACAAACAAACAAAACUGUAGCAAAACCUACAUGCAGAAAAUAAUCCUAAAAUAACUAAUAAAUUCGAAAGAAAAGAUAAUGUUAAUUGCAGGAGAAAAAUAAAACGAAAAAAAGCAUCUAUUUCAACUACAGAUAAAUGAACACUAAUUUUAUUAUUUAAAAGAAAACAGUCUAAGUGAGGCACCUACAAAACAAAACGAAUAAUGAAUAAUAGAUUUGAAAUUUUAUUCUCAUAAAUGUGUGUUAUAAAUAAAAAGGAAGUAUACUCAAACACAAGAAGAAAAAACAAAAAUAAAAGCCGAUUACAAGCAAUUCGAUGUUUUAUGUAACUCUCAAACACACAAAACAAAAUUUUGAUCUUUUAUUCGUUGACAUGAAACCUGAGAAAGUGUGAUGUCGAUCAGGAAUCAGCACUGACUCGUACGAUUUACUUAUAUAUUUUUCACUAACAUACCACAAUCGAUGUUGUCGAUGUGUUAUUCACUAAUAUUAAAGUAAAAUGAAAAUGGAAAAUCUAACACACACACACAAAUAUAUUUGAGAGUAAAUUAUAAUUGAAUGGAAAGUAUAAUAAUAGGGUACAUAUAUAGUUUUCAAAUGAAUUGUCGAAAAUAGUUGAUUUGCAUUUCAGCGUAAGCAUUAGCCAGCUAAAUGAAUAUUUUUUUCUGUGGGGGUAAUUUAUGAAUAUAAAAAAGAACAAAUACCAGUUAAUAAGAUUGGAGUAUAAUAUUUAAAGCGAAUCAGAUAGAUUAAUGAGCUGUUCAGAAAGAGAGUUUGAAAGAAAACAAAUAUUUUAGAAUUUUUUUUUUUAAAGUGGCAGUAUGGUGAAAUUGCCAUUCACCGCAUGUAAAAUCACAACCAUUACUAUACUAUACCUAGGCAAAAGGACAAGAGCGCUGCACACGAUAAGAAAUACAAUAACAACAAGAAGAUUCUAUAUACAAUAGAGCAGUAAUAUUUUGUAUACGCAUAAAAAAAUAAUAGAAAAAACGAUUGUCAAUGCUGCGUCUCAUUAAAAAGUCCAGUUUUUUGCCGUAUGUGGUGCCGAUAUUCAUGACAUUUCAUUUAUAAAUUUCUUAAUAUAUUCGACCACCAUUACCAAAAUAAUUAGAACUUUGGAAAAAUCACUUGCAGCUCAUUUCGUUUCAAUUUCCGAUCGAUUUAUCAAUCGAUACAAACAAUUCUGUAAAUUCUUUUUCUUGUAUUUUUUAAACAUUUAAAAUAUGGCACUAUCGUCAAUCAUGAAUGAAAAUCUUAGCGAUAUAUGGGGGCAUUCUUAGACUUUUACACGGGUGCGUUAUGGAAGCGCACAAUCAAUUAUUAUCGCUGGAAUUUUUUUAUUAAAAUGCAAUAAAAACUGUAUUUUAAAUUUAAAGUCCGACUGCCAAAUAAAUUGUAGACAUUUUUUAAAGAUUUUUUUCGACUCGAUACACAUUA
Sitodiplosis mosellana (orange wheat blossom midge) is the source of this 3961-nucleotide messenger RNA. RefSeq names its product syndecan-like. The record is from RefSeq and is a predicted model, not a curated record. Gene Ontology annotation, cellular component: cell surface; membrane. The coding region runs from base 1005 to 2243 and encodes 412 amino acids. The transcript has 8 exons. Gene Ontology annotation, biological process: cell migration. Lineage: Eukaryota; Metazoa; Arthropoda; Insecta; Diptera; Cecidomyiidae.